AUGGCACCAAAAAUGUUACCAGUCUCUUUCACUGACCCCAGGAAACCCGAUGAGGAAAUCCGGAACAUUUGUGUUCAGGUGAGUUUAAGCCUAAUUUUUAAAAAAUGUCCUUCCUGGUUUGCAUUUACAUCAAUCUUUAUUUUAUUCACACAGAUGAAGCCUGAGGCGGAGAAAAAGACAGGGAAGGAUUAUAAGGUCUUUCAUGCGCUGGAGUACAGGUCUCAGGUUGUGGAGGGAGUCAACUAUCUCAUUAAGGUGAAAAAAAUGAUCUUUCUUUUUUUGAAGAGAAAAGAAACAUAAAAAUAGAGCUAUAUGUGGACUGAUGGAAUAUAUUUUGUAAUCAAUGUGACUCUGUAUAACACUGUCUCUGCAGGUUGAUAUAGGAGAAAAGGAUCACUGCCUUCAUCUGUUGGUUUACCAAGAUCUCUCAGGAAAAAACACACUGACGGGGGUGAAGGAGGCCAAAAUGGAUGAUCCCCUUGAACCUUUUAAUGUGAACACAGCCUGAUUCAGCUGCUCCAUGCUGCAGCCUCAUCACUACAGGCUCUGCUUCUUUAUCCUGAAAUGAUCAGACACAAAUUAUUCCUUUAC
Xyrichtys novacula (pearly razorfish) is the source of this 591-nucleotide messenger RNA. Lineage: Eukaryota; Metazoa; Chordata; Actinopteri; Labriformes; Labridae. The record is from the annotation of a GenBank genome assembly.